Molecule: messenger RNA, 1790 nt
Organism: Cajanus cajan (pigeon pea)
Lineage: Eukaryota; Viridiplantae; Streptophyta; Magnoliopsida; Fabales; Fabaceae
Source: RefSeq, a predicted model, not a curated record
GAUGGUAAAAAAAAGAAUUGUUUUAUAAAAUAAAAUAAAUAAACUAAAAACUUAGUAAAACAGUUUAUAAUUUAUAAUUUCUAAAUAUGUACUGUAAGGGCAUUGGUUAAACAAAUAUUGAGUUGGGUAUUUGUGAAAAUUGUGAUAAGAGUAAGCUUGAGUGGAGAAUCAUAAUUAUAAGUUGGUAAGAAGCAAUGUGAAGUCGAGAAUAGACACGAAACGGUAUUGAUGCAGCGUCUGAAACUUGAAGUGAUGCUGAUGUCAGUAUCAGUAUCAGUAUCAGUAUCAGUCUCCCGCUGCUCUCACGGUUUUGCCUUGCAUUUCAAACCCAGACGCUUCACUUCAUCUUGUCUGAAGGUUUCACCGUGGCGUGGUUUGGAUGAAUGGAGGAAGAGUUCUCUGAACGAGAAUCGCAGGUGGGGAGAAAAUGGUCCAGAAUCCAAACCCCAACCCCAACCCCAACUCGUUGAUUCUCCAUUGGAGCAAGCUUCUUCCUUGGCAGAGCUUGGUUCUAUUGUUCUUUCCACCAGCGACCCUCUCGCGAAGUCUCACCUUUCUCACAUGGCUUACUCGAUGUGGCGCCGCCACAACCUCCCCCUCGGCAUUUCCAAACCCCCCUCUCGACCAGCCCGACCCCCAAUCCCCCAAUUGGUUUCUCCUAAGGAAAUUCCUUCUCCCAAGGACUCAGGUUUGCCCCUGAAUGCUUAUAUGCUUCAUAAUCUGGCACACGUGGAGCUCAAUGCAAUUGAUUUGGCAUGGGACACUGUCGUCCGAUUUUCUUCCUACAGUGAAAUUCUAGGGGAGGGGUUCUUUGCUGACUUUGCUCAAGUUGCUGAUGAUGAAAGCCGCCACUUCUCUUGGUGUGCACAGAGGCUAUCUGAGCUGGGUUUUAAAUAUGGUGAUAUGCCAGCCCACAAUUUGCUAUGGAGGGAAUGUGAGAAAUCAUCAGACAAUGUUGCUGCACGUUUGGCUGUGAUCCCACUAGUCCAGGAGGCUAGAGGACUUGAUGCUGGGCCACGCCUGGUGAAAAAAUUAGUUGGCUUUGGAGAUAAUAGGACAUCUAAGAUUGUGGCUAGAAUUGCUGAUGAGGAAGUUGCACAUGUUGCAGUUGGUGUCUACUGGUUUGCUUCUGUCUGUCAAAAAAUGAAUUGUGCUCCAGACUCCACUUUUAAAGACUUACUGAAAGAAUACAAUGUGGAACUAAAGGGUCCCUUCAAUUAUUCAGCUCGAGAUGAAGCUGGCAUCCCCCGUGAUUGGUAUGAUGAUGCAUCAUCCAUAAGCAUUCAGGACAAGAAAGACAAAGAUGGCAACAAAAAACAGCUCUCAGCAGUAUAUGAGAGGCUGGCUUCCAUCAUUGCUAUGGAAAAAGAGAAUUCAAGUUUGACUAAGCCGCCCGAAUGAAUUUUCACAAUAUGAGCCAUUUCCAUUUUCAACUGGAAAGAUAUGAACUGAUAUUGCAAGUCUGGAACUUAUCUCCUCAACAGCCAACCAACACAACAUUAUCAUCAUCAUAUGCUUUGAAGUGAUACAUACGUUUGGUGAUGCAAUUCUUUCUAUUAGCAACCUUAUUUGACUGCAAAAUCGGAAAUUCAGUCCCCGUGUGACGCGUCCACUAUUGAUGACAAGUGUCAGCAAAAAGAGGAGACAAAACAUAUUCUUUGUUUUGCGUACAUAGACACCGAUGUAAAUAUAAAAAAUUUUAAUAUUUGAUGAAUGUGUAUGAUCAUUAGAGGCUUAGCGUGAUACCGAAGUUGAAUGAAGUCAAUGAGCAUUGCUUAGCUUCUUGGAUA